UAUUUAAUCUGGCGCGUAUUGUCUAGUUUUGUUAGUUCCUAUCAGAGCUUCAACACGUUUACAUUUAUAAAAGUAAAGCACGGUUGUUCUUUAUUAUUUUAAUAGACCGAGUAGAGUCAGUUUGUAACCUUCAACGUUAUAUUACUUUUAUUUAUAUUUUUUCCAAGGGUUGUAUAUAAUUACAAAACCAUCAGCGUUAAAGUUAUUAAAAUACUAAUAUUGCUCUCGAGGCCACGUGGAUAUUUCCAGUAUAUAUAUUAAAUAAUAUAAUACAUAUAUAUAUACUUGAAUAUACAUACUCAUACACAUAUACAGAUACAAGUUUGAAGCCUAGAAGCCGGUAGACGGUCUUUUUACGGCGUCAUCUCAAUCCUAGUGUAUACCGGACGUUUGACAGUUGAAUAACAAUGGCACCAAAUGUAACAACAGCGCUUACAGCUCUUUGCGAAGAGGAUUUAGCUAAAAGUCCACCUUCAAAACCAUUAUACAAACGAAAAAUAGUUUGGUUCAAUGUUUACGCUUUUUGUGUACUUCAUGCAACUGCUCUUUAUGGAAUGUACCUCGCAUUUACAUCUGCCAAACUGAUAACUACUUUUUAUGCAUUCAUACUAUACCAAUGCGGAGGUAUUGGAAUUACAGCCGGAGCACAUCGAUUAUGGUCACACCGCGCUUAUAAAGCUAAGAUGCCACUGAAGAUUAUUCUUUUGAUUUUCAACACACUUGCUUUUCAAAACAGCAUAUACGAAUGGGCAAGAGAUCACAGAGUGCAUCAUAAAUACAGUGAAACAGAUGCUGAUCCGCAUAAUGCCAAUCGUGGUUUCUUUUUCGCUCACGUUGGAUGGUUGUUGUGUAAGAAACACCCUGAUGUUAAGGAAAAGGGUAAAGGAAUUGACAUGAGCGACCUGGAAGCUGAUCCAGUUGUUGCUUUUCAACAUAAAUAUUACUUAAUCUUGAUGCCACUCAUUUGCUUCAUUUUGCCUGGAAUUGCGCCGGUUUAUUUCUGGGGUGAAUCAUGGUCGAACGCAUACUUUGUUGGUGUUUUCCUCCGCUAUGUUUGGACUUUACACAUGACGUGGUUGGUCAAUUCAGCCGCUCAUUUCUUCGGUCACAGACCAUACGAUAAGUACACCAACCCUUCUGAAAAUAUUUUGGUCGCAUUCGGAGCUCUCGGAGAAGGAUUCCACGAUUAUCAUCACGUUUUUCCAUGGGACUACAAGGCGGCUGAAUUGGGAAAAUACUGGGGAAACAGUACAACAGCAUUCAUCGACUUCUUCACGGUACUUGGAUGGGCCUAUGAUACCAAAGUUGUGAGUCAAGACAUAAUAAAACAACGUGUCCUGAGAACAGGUGACGGUUCACAUCCUGUAUGGGGAUGGGGUGACAAAGACCAAACAGCUGAUAACAGAGAAAGUGCUGUAACAACAAAUAAAUUACAUACUCAAUAGAAUUUUUAGUAAGAAAACGAUUAUGCGAAUAAUACAACUCAGGCAUUAGAA
Molecule: messenger RNA, 1496 nt
Organism: Cotesia glomerata
Lineage: Eukaryota; Metazoa; Arthropoda; Insecta; Hymenoptera; Braconidae
Product: acyl-CoA Delta-9 desaturase-like
Exons: 6
Coding region: 408-1445 (345 amino acids)
Biological process (GO): unsaturated fatty acid biosynthetic process
Cellular component (GO): endoplasmic reticulum membrane
Molecular function (GO): stearoyl-CoA 9-desaturase activity; iron ion binding
Source: RefSeq, a predicted model, not a curated record